Messenger RNA from Drosophila suzukii, 2490 nucleotides. It is a transcript of the gene Gas8, whose product is annotated as Growth arrest specific protein 8. Gene Ontology annotation, biological process: cell motility. NCBI's taxonomy places the organism in Eukaryota, Metazoa, Arthropoda, Insecta, Diptera, Drosophilidae. The record is from RefSeq and is a predicted model, not a curated record. Gene Ontology annotation, cellular component: Golgi apparatus; motile cilium; microtubule. Gene Ontology annotation, molecular function: small GTPase binding; microtubule binding.
UUUUCAUUUUUUCCAGCUCUUUCCCUUUCGCUCCCCCGGAAAAUAAUCGAGAGAAGAGUGAGCCCGAAAAAACAACGUUUUUAACCUUUAACCUUUGCUUUCGGUUGCCCGGUUACACUUACACCAACACCCACACCCACACAUUGUCAACUGCUUUAUCGAUACAUUUGUUUUGUUGCUGGACGGCAGGACAUCAACGGCUUAGUUGGCCGUAAAAACCAGAGGAAGGCGGUCCUCUACUUUCGGCAAAAGAAUCAUAAAGAGGGAGCACCGCGAACAGCAUGCCGCCAAAGGGUAAAAAGGGCAAGAAGGGCAAAAAAUUGCCAGUGCUCAUCGAUGGCGUGGACACCUCGGCGAUGACCCGCGACCAGCUGGAGGCCUUUGCCCUCCGGCUGAAGGCGGAAAUGGAUCGGGAGCGGGAGGAGCGGAACUACUUCCAGUUGGAGCGGGACAAGAUCCGCACUUUUUGGGAGAUCACGCGCCAGCAGCUGGAUGAAACCCGUUAUGAGCUGCAGCAGAAGGACAAGGAGAUUGAGGCCACACAGGACCUUGCUGACAUCGACACCAAGCAUGUGAUGCAACAGAUGAAGCAUCUGCAGUUCGAGAACCACAAUAAACUGGGCGAGGUUCGGGCUGAGGCGAUGACCCAGCUGAAGUUGGCCCAGGAGCACCAUGUCCUUCAGGAGAACGAGCUGCAAAGGGACAAGCGCCAGCUGCGCAGGAUGCUUCGCGAAAGGAUGGAGAUGAGCGAGAUGCAGCUGCGCCAAAUGGAGGCCCAUUUCAACGAGAAGCUGCUGGAGCAGCGCAUCACGUUCGAGCGCGAGCGCAAGGACAACGAGAUGCUGCACGAGGAGAAGAUGAUCGAGCAGAAGGCCAAGCUGGACCUCUUCUACGGCACCCAGAUGUUCGAGGUGGAGGAGCGCAAGAACCAGCAGAUCAAGGACCUGCAAGACCACCACGACCUGGCCUUCAACGACAUGAAGAACUACUACAACGACAUCACGCUGAACAACCUGGCGCUGAUUGGCAGCAUGAAGGAGCAGCUGGAGCAUCUGCGCAAGCAGGCGGAGAGAUCGGACAGGAUUGCCGCGGACACGGCGGCAGAGAAUCGGCGACUGAAGGAGCCGCUGGAACAUGCCAAUAUCCAGCUGAACGAGUACCGCCGCAAGCUGGAGUUCUACGAGCGGGACAAACAGCAGUUGAGCCGCCUCAAGGUGCGCAACACGCGGCUGGAGAAGAAGGUCAAGGGUCUCACGUGGGAAGCGGAGACCCUGAUCCUGCGCAACGAUUCUUUGGUGGCGGAACGCGAGGGACUUAAGGAGCGCUUCAACGACGUCAUCGUGGAGCUGCAGCAGAAGACAGGGCUGAAGAAUGUCCUUUUGGAGCGGAAGAUCGCCGCCUUGAUGCGCGAGGACGAGAAGCGCAGCAUUGUCCUGCACGAAACGAUCGCCACUUGUGCCCCAAAUUUCGCUGAGAAACUGACCAGCUUGGACGAACGGGUGGGCAACAUCGUCGAUGAGAAGAACAAGAUCAUCCUGGACCUGCGCUACGAGGUGGCCAAGGCCCGUAAGGCCCACGACGACCUCCUGGAGACCUACGAGUGCAAGCUCAAGCAGUACGGCGUGCCCACCGACGAGCUGGGCUUCAAGCCCCUCAGGGAUCGGGACCAACAGCAGCUAUACGUUUGCGGUCCAGCUGGUAUAAUCACGGAGAAUAAGUAGGCUCUCCUUCAAUAGGCUCAUCUUCAAAAGUUGUAAUACAAAUGAAUUUCGAGAAUAGGAAGAGAAAGGGAUCAUUAAUCAAAGUUACGUUUCCUUGAUUAUAUCACAAAAAUAUAUCAGAUACAAAGAAAAAAAUGGUAAAACAGAUAAAACAAAUCAAAAAACUCCAGUGAUACCAAGCCUCUCUUCAAAAAUGAUAAUACAAGAAGAUAUACCCCAGAAAAAAAGGAGAAGUCUAGCCGAUUAUCUAUGCAUAAGAAGUAGACGGUAAGACUAUCACAAAAAAAAAAAGACUAAAAAGAAAAUGAAGUUUCAAAGGUGUUUUGAUUUAAAAAAAAAAUAAGAUGGCUUAUUUUAUUUGAUCUAUAUCAGAAAGACUACCAUAUCUUUAAAAAGGCAGGAAUAAACCAAAGGAGGAGACGAAAAAAUGGUAGAUUAAAAGCGAAAAUUCACAAAAGGAUUAUCGUAUUAUAUAUUUUUCAAAAAUCAGGACAAAAUAUAAUCAUGGAAUGGAAAGAGAGGGAAGAUAAGGGAGAAUAUAUUUAAUGAUCAAUACAAAUGGAGAUUUAUGUAGUCAAAUCAAAUCGAAGAUAGGCAAAGAAGAAAAGCAAAAAAAGUCCCGCCAUGAUAGCCCCAAUAAAAGUAAAUUGUAAGUGCUAUUCGGAUCUUUAGGUAUACUUGCCUAGAUUAGUGUAUAAGAUGUCUGUGUAUUAUAAAAAUGUUCUGAAAUAUUUUUUGGGCACAAUAAAAAUUUGACCAACAUAAUAAA